AUGACGUGGGGCGCGUUUUGGGGAGGGAUUAAGCAGCAAGGAGAUGGUGGGAAGACCCUUCCCACGGGAUCCCUGCUGGUUUUCCAGCGGGAGACGCUGUUCCGGCAGGAGAGCGGGAUCACCUACCGCAUCCCUGCCCUGCUGUACCUGCCUCCUGCUGCCACCUUCCUGGCCUUCGCCGAGAAACGCUCCUCGCCCCGGGACGAGGACGCCAAGUACCUGGUGCUGCGCCGGGGCCACCCUGAGCCCCUCUCCCCUCCUCUCUGGCAGUGGGGUCCCGUGGAGGAGCUCUCAGCCCUGGUCCUGCCCGGCCACCGCACCAUGAACCCCUGCCCCCUCUACGACUCGACCAGCGGCACCAUCUUCCUCUUCUGCAUCUGCGUCGAGGGGGCCAAGACCGAGCAGCGCCAGAUCCUGUGGGGCUGCAACGCCGCGCUCUGCUGGACGAUUCCCUCCUUCCCUCCCUCCCUCCCUCUCUCCCAGAACCUCACCACGGGCAUUCCGGAGACUCGGCGUCGUGUCGCUCUGAUUUAA
Molecule: messenger RNA, 534 nt
Organism: Chaetura pelagica (chimney swift)
Lineage: Eukaryota; Metazoa; Chordata; Aves; Apodiformes; Apodidae
Gene: NEU3
Product: sialidase 3 (membrane sialidase)
Exons: 4
Coding region: 1-534 (177 amino acids)
Biological process (GO): oligosaccharide catabolic process; ganglioside catabolic process
Cellular component (GO): membrane; cytoplasm; lysosome
Molecular function (GO): exo-alpha-sialidase activity
Source: RefSeq, a predicted model, not a curated record